Molecule: messenger RNA, 4083 nt
Organism: Nerophis lumbriciformis (worm pipefish)
Lineage: Eukaryota; Metazoa; Chordata; Actinopteri; Syngnathiformes; Syngnathidae
Biological process (GO): regulation of transcription by RNA polymerase II
Cellular component (GO): nucleus
Molecular function (GO): RNA polymerase II cis-regulatory region sequence-specific DNA binding; DNA-binding transcription activator activity, RNA polymerase II-specific
Source: RefSeq, a predicted model, not a curated record
UCCACACUACACAACAUCGAUGACUUUCAACUUAAAACUUCUUGUUUGUAUACAUUUAUGUUUAUUUAGAGUCCACGUAUUCGGAACUUGAACGGGUUUUUUUAUCCGGUACUCAGGCCCAGUCCUUUGUCAAGCGACGAGUUUGUAAUGACUUAGUGUUGGAGCCGCUAGCUAGCAGGCUAACUAUUGCAACUUGUCAACAAGAAGAUGGACACCAAUGUCUUCGCCACACUUUCCAAAGCCCGCUAACAGCCAAGGACUUCAACGACCUCAACGAAGAUAAGAUGACAGCACGCAGACGAAGCAGAGACUUCAAGGACCUCAACGAAGAUAACAUGCAGACGAAGCGGGGACAAGCAAGCCCGUUACCUCUGGCCUCGAUCCGCCUGCUGGUGCCACCUCUGCAGCUCUUGUCGGCCUCCAUGUGGCAAAUAUUGAAGAAACGGGACGUCAUGAGCUACUGGGAAGUGGCCGAAUUUGUCUCCUUGGUGAUGGACAUGGUCCCGGAGCUGCUGAUGGACAAGCACCGGAUGCAACUCAACCUGGGUUUAAGAGCCAGGUAUCUACUCCAGUUAUGCAGAAGUGACCAAUCCUUGCAACCUGACUUUAUUUUGUCUCUCCUGAACACGAUGAAACUGCAACACCCUCCUGUGGGAGAUGUGAAUGCAUUCCCAGAAGAGGAAGCCAUAAUGCACUUUCUGGAGUUAAUCCAGCUUCUGCUAAAAGACCCUGAAGAGAGACAACACUUCUUCUUGGAGGUGUUCCCUGCUCAAUAUGGAACUGAGUAUGACAAGGACUUGCAGACACUGUUUUGGGAGUUCCUCUGUCGGCUAACUGAGCUGUUGCCGGUUCCUGACCUCGAGCAGACAGUUUGCUGGCUUGGAGCAUCAGUGUUGGAAAACUGUUUCAAGUCACUUUCCGAAGCCAAGGACCUGAAGGUUUUGCUCCAGCACCAUAAACAGUUGAGACAUUUAGAGCAACAUGUUCCACACACAAGCAUGGGGGACAACAUCUUCUCCUCGCUCUCUGCCUUUCCCGCCUGCAGACGGACCACAGCUGAGGACCAGCCUAAUCAUUUGGGCCAAGGUGAUGCCACUCAUAUACCCACGCCACUCGUGGAUGAGGUCACAAUUGAAGUCAUUGCAGAGGUUGAAGUAGAAGAGCAUGACGUAAUCGUGGGUGAAAAUGGCCUUGAAGGAGCCGUAAGUGGCGCUGUGGCCGAAGACGCUGAAGUUGUGACCUCAAAAGACACAGGCGCAGGUAUGGAUGAGAGUACUGAUGGUCCAGGGAACAUGUUUCAUGCACAGAGCUCUUCAGGGCCUCACGACUGCCCGGAUUGUGAGAAGAAAUUCAAGUUUGCCUCGUCCCUAACGGCCCACAGGGUCAUCCACACCGGCGAGCGCCCCCACCGGUGCUACGACUGCGGCCGCUGCUUCUCUUUCAGGCAGUCCCUCGACCGCCACAGAAGCACGCACAAAAGCGGACGCAGGUAUGACUGCGUUGUCUGCGGAGAGACUUUCCUGUCCUCGUCAGCUCGCGCCGAACACAAGCGGACCCACAUGGUGGGCGGCGCAUACGCGUGCAAGGGGUGCGGCAGGACGUUCAACUGGGAGCUGGCGCUGGCGAGGCACCUGAAAACUCACGCCACGGACGUCAAUGCCAACAGCGCCACAGAGAACUGUGAGGCGGGGCAGGAGCGCCGCGGCGCCGACGCAGACGUGCCGCCUGACGACGUCGGCGAUGCAGCAGACGUCCCGGGAGACGUUUCCCUCGUCAAAAUCCGCACUAGUGGUCGCAAACGGCGGCCCACCAUGAAGAUCCAAGUGAUCAACUUGCAGAAACACAUGAGCAGGAGGAGGAAGCAGGAAGUCACCAGGGAGAAUCCUCCAGCCUUGAAGCUUCUGCCCUUCAAUUGUUCAGAGCACUCGUACGGAUCACCGUCAGUCUCAUCGAAGGAAGCUGAAGAAAGUUUGGACGCAGGUGGCAAUUCUGCCACUUUCUCCUGUCCCAAAUGCUGCGUCCAGCAUUCCGAGGAAGAUGAGCUGCAGCGCCACAUGGAGAGCGUUCACUCUGUGGACGAAGAGGGCCGCUUUAACUGCAGAGACUGUGCCAAGGCCUUCAAGUUCCUGUCCCUGCUAAAAGCCCACCAGCGCAUCCACACAGGUGAGCAGCCCUUCCUCUGUGUUCAGUGCGGACGGCGCUUCUCCUUCAAGCAGUCGCUGGAGAGACACAAGCAGACGCACACGCCCGAGCGCACGUACGAGUGUCUGCUCUGCGGGGAGUUCUUCAAGUCCCUUCUGGCGCAGCGCUCGCACAUGAGCGUCCACAUGGAGAACGGGGAGUUUGUGUGCUCCGAGUGCGGCCGCAAGUUCGCCUGGAAGUCGGCGCUGGUGAGGCACCUGAAGACUCACGGCGAGGACGACGACAAAGAGGAGCCUUCGCUGAAGUGCCCUCGCUGCGAGCUGAGCUUCAGCUGCGCCAGCUACCUCAACCGACACCUUCAGACCCACCGAGAGGAGAGGGCGCACGCCUGCAACUGCGGCAAGAGCUUCGCCUACCGGGCCGCGCUCACGGCCCACCAGCGAAUCCACCAGAAAGAGAGACCUCACGUGUGCUCGCAGUGCGGCAAGAGCUUCCUCUUUAAGGGCGGCCUGCUGAACCACAUGAAGAUCCACUCGGAGGAGAUGCCCUUCAUGUGCUCGUACUGCGGCAAGUGCUUCAAGAGGGAGCGCAACAUGAAGAAGCACGAGCGCUGCCACACCCGAGAAAACGUCUUCAGCUGCUCCCAGUGCGACAAGAGCUUUGUGUACAAGGCCACGCUGACCAGACACGAGCUGACGCACUCGGGCGAGAGGCCGUACCUCUGCUCCGACUGCGGCAAGGGCUUCUUCUCCCACGCCGAGCUGCUCAAGCACGAGCGCUUCCACACGGGCCACAAGCCCUUCCGCUGCCCGCACUGCGACAAGAGCUUCACGCAGUCCUGCUACCUGACCAUUCACCUGCGCUACCACACGGGCGCCAGGCCCUACUCCUGCGGCGAGUGCGACAAGAGCUUCCUCAGCGCCAAUCGCCUGAAGAGACACAAGCAGACACACACGGGGGAGAAGCCUUUUGCUUGUGUGCAGUGUGGCAAAGGCUUCAGGCAGUCCUACCACCUCAAGAUGCAUCAGCGCACGCACAUCAAGAUAACGUGAAGACCAUCCAACUCCAAAUUGGUCCAAAGCAGAAGUGUCCAAAGUGUGGACAGCUCAUUUUUUUACGGCCUGCGGCGUGUUCCAUGAAUACCAUUACAAAAGACAAAACAUAAAAAAGUGGAAUAUAAGAGCAAACGGGUGAAAUGUAACAAGAAAAAAUUGCAAUUUUGACCCUAAUAACCCAAAGCUGCCAUGUAGACCGUCUUUUUUCCUUUAAAACUGUCAUUACUCAAAAAAUAAUAAUGAAUCAAAAUCAAUGUUGUUAUAAUUUAUUGACCUUUUAAAGGCUCCAAUUACUUCACAUCCACUUAGAAAUAUUUUUGGGGAAAAUAUUGCAUAUUUUGUUUGUUUGCCAUAUAAAAACCAAGGGUUUUUUUUGUGUUUUUUUUACAAAAAGGGCAUAAAACAAACAAACUAGAGAUGUCCGAUAAUAUUGGUCUGCCGAUAUUAUCGGCCGAUAAAUGCUUUAAAAUGUAAUAUCGGAAAUUAUCGUUAUCGGUUUCAAAAGUAAAACGUAUGACUUUUUAAAACGCUGCUGUGUACACGGACGUAGGGAGAAGAACAGAGCGCCAAUAAACCUUAAAAGACACUGCCUUUGCGUGCCGGCCCAGUCACAUAAUAUCUACGGCUUUUCACACACACAUAAGUGAAUGCAAUGCAUACUUGGUCAACAGCCGUACAGGUCACACUGAGGGUGGCCGUAUAAACAACUUUAACACUGUUACAAAUAUGCGCCACACUGUGAACCCACACCAAACAAGAAUGACAAACACAUUUCGGGAGAACAUCCGCACCGUAACACAACAGAACAAAUACCCAGAACCCCUUGCAGCACUAACUCUUCCGGGACGCUACAAUAUACACCCCCCCCCCCCCCCCCAACCCCGCC